AUGCCUCUCCUCAGCCAUGUCAACAACCCCACAGCUGUUGUUGCACUGGAGGAAUUCAUCAAGGGCUAUCUCAAUGACCAGCACCAGUAUCUUCAUGGCCAUAACACCAUCCAAAUCAAGUCCCUCAAUGGCACUGCUGCCAAGAGGUGUGAUAGCUUCAAGAAUACCCCUCAAUACAAACUGUGGCACAAGCAGCUGAAGCGCAAUGCUCUCAAUGAAACUGCAUACCAAAAGCACAAGGUCAUGUACAAGAAGCCUGUUGUCAGUGUUGGAUGGGUGGAGUGCAAGAUAUGCACUCAUGCUGUGGGAUCAUUGACCUGUGACCAACUCAAGCUCUACCUCAAACACCACAAGAUCAAGAUCAAGCCCAGCAAGCAUGCAGACUUGUUGAAGCAGGCCAAAGAUCAUGUGCUUGGGUGA
Acanthamoeba castellanii str. Neff is the source of this 420-nucleotide messenger RNA. RefSeq lists its product as uncharacterized. NCBI's taxonomy places the organism in Eukaryota, Discosea, Longamoebia, Acanthamoebidae. The record is from RefSeq and is a predicted model, not a curated record. The coding region runs from base 1 to 420 and encodes 139 amino acids. The transcript is spliced from 4 exons.